Messenger RNA from Guyanagaster necrorhizus, 724 nucleotides. RefSeq lists its product as uncharacterized. The record is from RefSeq and is a predicted model, not a curated record. The coding region runs from base 122 to 589 and encodes 155 amino acids. NCBI's taxonomy places the organism in Eukaryota, Fungi, Basidiomycota, Agaricomycetes, Agaricales, Physalacriaceae. The transcript has a single exon.
AAAGCAGGGCUAACCGCUUAAUUGAUGUAAGGUCCUACGAGUUCGCCGAAGGAUAAAGAUAGCAAUGAAGCAACAUAAGCGCCGAUGACUUCCAUGUACACCGGUUGAAUGUUGUAAAGGCAUGUUGCGGAAACAAAGCCCUAGUCAAGGAGUUGUGAGGAAGCCCAAGGAGCGGAUUCUUCAAACCAGAGCUAAAUGGAACAUAUCGAGAAUGUUUCCUUCAAGCUUCAUGCCAAUGGGCCUAUCUUUCUACCGAUUUAAUGUGACGCGUUCAACCAGGCGGGCAGAUGCUGGCAUGAUACAGCAAGGACACCAGAAAUUUGAUCUCGGAUGCGCUUUGGUAUUACUGAGCGGCAACACCUUACGCCGCUUGAGUUCAGUAAGUGCUGUGAAGGUAUGGAAAUCGUCGUGGAUGUUAUGUUCUAGAGGAAGGAGGUUUUCUGAUCCUAGUUGCCUGAACAGGAAGAGAGAAGUCACCAAGCCCAGUAAAGACACAGCCAUUAUUGAAACAUCUUCUACGGAGCAGCGUUCCAGGAGAUUCGCGCUCAAAGACUCGGCACCGUGCCAUAGGCAGCCGCCGCGUAUUUAGAUGAAAAGUAUUCUUCACGAGAUCAACCCUUGGUCUAGCGCCCCGCCGUUUUUAUUGAUACGUUUUGUCAAUAUGUACGGAUUUAGAGUAUACAACUCAGGAGGGGAUCAUAUAGCGUGUGCAGAGUGGCAAAGA